Messenger RNA from Magnolia sinica, 1962 nucleotides. RefSeq names its product putative serine/threonine-protein kinase. Lineage: Eukaryota; Viridiplantae; Streptophyta; Magnoliopsida; Magnoliales; Magnoliaceae. Gene Ontology annotation, biological process: protein phosphorylation. The record is from RefSeq and is a predicted model, not a curated record. The coding region runs from base 303 to 1445 and encodes 380 amino acids. Gene Ontology annotation, molecular function: ATP binding; protein kinase activity. The transcript is spliced from 7 exons.
AUCUGUCUAUCUAAUCUAUCUGAUUUUGAUUCGGGAGAGAAACGAGAAAGGCUCCUAGGAUUUUGAUUCUUUCAAUCAUUUCAGAAAAACGAAUUCUUGAUUUUGGAGAUUUGUCAGAUCAUCUUCUUCUUCUUGUGAUCAUGGAUUUCUAGGGUUAGGGUUUUGAGAAGUCCUGAAUUCCAAAGAAUCUUCGUUUUUCUUUGGAUCGCUUGAUCAGAUUCCGGAAGCAUCUUCGAGUAGACAGAAUAGAAAGAGGCAUACAUUGGAUUUCAGACAAUUGCAGUCAGAUAACACACGUGGGCAUGGGUUGCUUCUGCUUCGGCAGCUUUCCAGCGAGUGAGAAGGAUCCUCAUCAACAAGGGUAUUCAUCAGGCAAGAAUAUCAACCUUUUCUCUUAUGAUGAACUGAGAGCUGCAACAAGGAAUUUUCACGAAAGCAGUAAGAUAGGUCGAGGAGGUUUUGGGACAGUUUACAAGGGAACCCUUAAGAAUAGAACUGAAGUUGCUGUGAAGACACUCUCUGCUGAAUCAAAGCAAGGAAUCCAAGAGUUUUUGACUGAGAUCGAUACAAUCACAAAUGUGAAGCAUCCAAACCUUGUUGAAUUAAUUGGCUGCUGUGUUCAAGGAAGCAAUCGGGUUUUGGUGUAUGAGUAUUUGGAAUACAACAGUCUUGAUCGCUUAUUGCUAGGUUCAAAAGGAAAAAAAGCUGACUUAGAUUGGAGCAGAAGAUCUGCAAUCUGUAUGGGGGCUGCCCGUGGUCUGGCAUUCCUUCAUGAAGAGCUUGACCCGCCUAUCGUGCACAGAGACAUCAAAGCUAGUAAUAUACUUCUUGACAGGGAUUUUGUGCCAAAAAUUGGAGACUUUGGCUUGGCUAAACUUUUCCCAGACAAUGUCACACACCUUAGUACACGUGUAGCUGGCACAGUGGGUUAUCUAGCACCAGAGUAUGCAAUGCGUGGUCAGUUAACUAAAAAGGCGGAUAUAUACAGCUUUGGGGUCCUUAUGCUUGAAAUAGUCAGUGGCAGAAGUAGUGCAAAAUCAACCUGGUCAGGGACGCAGAAAUUUCUCUUGGAAUUGACAUGGGAACUCUAUGAAGAAGGGAGGCUGUUGGAGAUGGUGGACUCAGAUCUAGAACAAUACCCAGAAGAAGAAGUCCUCAGAUACAUGAAAAUCGCUCUUUUCUGCACACAAUCUUCAGCCAAGCGACGGCCUUCGAUGGCCCAAGUUGUAUCGAUGCUCUCCAAACGCGCAAAUCUCAAUGAGAAACUACUUACACCACCAGGCAUCAUCCACGACGUGAUGCAAAUCAACAGAGGCUCAAAACCCACUAAUGCUAGCAGAUCAGAGACUGCAACAAGUUCCAUGGAUCCAAACUCCUCAGCCAUUGACUCGACCGAGCGACCCACCUCUUCGCCAGUGAGUUUCACUGAUAUGUCACCCAGAUGAUUAUCCCAUAAAAAUAAAAGCUUGGAGUCACCGUUACAUAUCCCGAGAUCCAACAGAAUUUUAAAGGUUUGAGACUGGCUUUGUAGGAUUUCUUCUCCAUUUGAAGAAGAGAUGUUUUAAAGGUGGGGAACUGCACUGACCAGCUCUUCAAUCUGGGCCAAGUGUUCUGUAUGGGUGGGCCCAAAUUUUUGCAGCUGAGAUGAUUAAUCUGUUGAGCUGCACCAUGGAUGGCUGUGGGCUGAAAUAUCCUCCAUCAUAGCAAUCCAAGCCAUCUGAUCCAAUGGUGACUAUUAUUCAAUGGGAGAGUCAUGUACAGCAUCACAUAUCCAGAUGAGGCCCACCAGACGAAUGGUAAAUGAAUUUUUAGAUUUAGAAGUUGGUCCGAAGAUCGACCAUUUGAGUUUUGUGGUGUAUUUAUUUUCUUCUUUUGUUCCUGUUCUUAUAUAUCGAUCCAUUUUGAAAAAUGUAUGCAUGCACUUUUCUGCAAUUUAAAUAAAAGAUUGAAUUUUAUUUUUUU